AUGAACUCUUAUUGCAAUACACAGGAUGAGCUCAAGGUAGAAAAGGCAAUCUUCGUGGGCAUCUCCAUGGGGGCAUCAGUCGUUUUGCAAGCUGCGCUCUCACAUCCUUCCCGUGUUGCAGCUCUCGUUGUCAUCGCAGCUACCGGCAAAUCCGCCACCCCAGAGCAGAAAGCGGCCUUUGAUCAGCUUGCGCAGAUCUGGUCAUCCACUCCAACGCCGUCGGAGGAGAUCAUGGAUGCUGCUAUUCGAAGCUGGGGUGGUGAUCCUGAUGUGACCGGUCCUAGGGCAAGGCACAUCAAGGACUAUUGGGUGGAGAGACAUUCUGGCGCCGACAACAUCAAUGCGGUUCUGGAGAGUAAUCAAGAGCGUGAGGAUAUCAUCGCUCGCUUGGAGUCUAUUCGUUGCCCAGUGCUGAUGAUACACGGCGAGAACGAUGAGACCUACACGUUGGGAGGGGCAGAGGAAAUACGAAACGGGCUUCGCAAUGUCAACGUGCAGUUUGAAGUAAUCAAGGGCAGUGGACAUCUGGUAAUCGGGAUGAGGGACAGUCAUGAUGUUUCAAUGCUGAUUAAAGACUUUGUGAAUGAGGUUGCUCUGACUGGUUAA
This is a messenger RNA of Pochonia chlamydosporia 170, 606 nucleotides long. RefSeq names its product alpha/beta hydrolase. The record is from RefSeq and is a predicted model, not a curated record. NCBI's taxonomy places the organism in Eukaryota, Fungi, Ascomycota, Sordariomycetes, Hypocreales, Clavicipitaceae. The transcript has a single exon. The coding region runs from base 1 to 606 and encodes 201 amino acids.